AAUAAAUGGAAUUUCUUAUACUGUUAUUUUUGCCCAUUGAAUGCCAAAUCUCUUUCACUCAUCCCUCAUCAUGUCAAAUCCUAUUGCCUACAGGCACUACCUUCGCAUUUUGCGGCGCUGGCCCAAAGACCUUUUGCGGCCCGAAGUCACUUUCCAGAAUGCCAUGCGCAAGCGCCUUGAGCAACGAUUUGGGCCUUCUGCCGUAGCGGCGAACCCUCAAGACAAAGCUGCCGAGAAAUCUAUUACGCCGUCACAGCUCAAUGAGACCGCUGAGCUUGCCCAAGUGAACGCGCUUUACUCGUUGCUUGAGAAUAGAUACAGCAAGAAGUAUCCGACCUCUCCCUCGCUCAUGCGCCCGGCCUCAAACCCUGGUUAUUAUGAAGAUCUUAUUGCCGAGCUCGAAGCCGCUCCCAAGCGAUCAUGGCUUGCCAGCUACCUGAACAAGUGGAAGGGUUUCUUGCGAUUCAAGUAGAGAUGGGUCCGCCUCCUUCAUUGCUCGCAUAUUCGACUUGUCAUACUAUCAUUCGAAAUCGGUUUUUCCCCUCGGAAAGAUUCGGCGGAAAUUGGCGUUAUUAGGCGCAACAUAUUUUACCUGGAGGGACACCCUUGACGCUAUUCCCCUAAAUAGAGUCAGUUGGGUCAUCUGCGUGCGCUCACCAUGAGCCUUUAUCGUGGUACAAAUCGUGAGAUACCCCGCUCAUUUGACGGCUGUGAUGUAUAAAAGGGCAGAAGCUGAACAGCUUCGAUAUACCUCAAUUAUACAUUGGAGCUACCAAAAUAUCCGUUUUUAACACCUAUUAUUAUUAUUUUAUUCAGAUAUUUUACUUUAGUCUUUUAUAGCGUAAUAAUACAUCGAAC
This is a messenger RNA of Xylona heveae TC161, 858 nucleotides long. RefSeq lists its product as hypothetical. NCBI's taxonomy places the organism in Eukaryota, Fungi, Ascomycota, Xylonomycetes, Xylonales, Xylonaceae. Gene Ontology annotation, cellular component: Cbp3p-Cbp6 complex; mitochondrion. Gene Ontology annotation, molecular function: ribosome binding. Gene Ontology annotation, biological process: mitochondrial respiratory chain complex III assembly. The coding region runs from base 71 to 472 and encodes 133 amino acids. The transcript is spliced from 3 exons. The record is from RefSeq and is a predicted model, not a curated record.